AGUGGCUAAACUAAACUCUGGAAUAAAUAUCUUAUCGAAAAUAACACUAAAUAGUAUACAUGUUGUUUAUUUAGCUUGUUAUCAGAAAUAAACAACUCUAUUGAUUCUUUGCAAAGUUUACCGGAAGUUACGUUUGUUCCACGAAAGCCGUUUGUUUACGUUGUUACUGCUGAAACCUUCUAUAAUGAUGGGGGCUUAGCUAAGGGACCCACCAUAAUCUUUAACACAAUUUAAACACUAGUGUAGCCUAUAUGAAAUUAUGCAUUCAUGAGGAAAAUAAUUUUAAAUCUACAAUAUAAUAAUAAUAAUAAUAAUACUAUUAAAUGGUAUCGGCCAACCAAUCGUGACAGGUUUGUCUGAUCCUCCAGCAGGUUAGGUUAACAUUCAGCACUCACUGGUUAUUCUACUAGCAAGCUGUCAUAGCAUCUCCAAACACAGCCUAUAGCGGACCGUUUGCUUCGGGAAAAUCCCAUCAUCAUCAUCAUCAUCAUCAUCAGCGUGGACAAACAGACAAUAGGAGAAUUGGAGCGCUUUGACGUUUGUUUACGUUUCAUCCUCGGAAGAUCGCCGCGUUUACGUUCGUCCCUCGGAAUGCCUUCGUGACGUCAUAAGAGCCAGACGUUCAAUUCGGAGUUUUGAAACAAACACCUGUUAUCUCUCAUACAGACAUCUCGCGCGCGCGUUAACAUUCAAGAGAGAAAAGGUUUCCAAAUCGCGCUCCACACGCCCACUGCGGGCGCACUGAAGCCGUCUAAUCUCCGGCAGCCAAACUAAAGCCGUUUAGGGAUCCAUUUAGUGAUAAGCCCGACCAGAUAACAUGGAUGGUGAAGAAUUUGCAAUGCCGAGAGCAACCAUGGCUGGGUUUGUAUGGCGUGGAGACUAAAAUCCGGCGGCAUCGAGCGCGUUAUUAUUAAUAAAUCAGGCUUUGCGCAUCAGUCUGGGACUUUGCUUUCUGGAUUUCCAGUAAGAAACGUAUCCAUAGCUACGCGAUUAUGGGCAAAGACGAAUGCAAAACCAUGUUGGAUGCGCUGAAUAAAGUCACGGCUUGUUACAGGCAUCUUGUCAUCGCUUUGGGCAGCACGUCGGAUUCACAAAAUCUACGAGAGGAGCUGAAAAAGACCCGGAAAAAAGCGCAGGAGCUGGCUGUGGCCAACCGGACUAAACUGACGGCUCUGUUGAAAGACAAGAGCAUCAGUAAAGAUGACCGCGCCGAAUACGAGCGACUCUGGGUGCUCUUCACCAGCAGCGUGGAGCUACUGGAGGUGGACAUGAAACGAUCGCUGGAGAUCGGCCAGGAUUUCCCGCUGAAAGUGCCCACGAGACAUCUCAUCCAGACCGGGAUGACCGGAAGCACCACGACCGUGGCCGCGCGAGCCAUGAGCGUCCAAAACAUGAAGUACGAAGGCGACGCGAACAUCGACACCGCCGAUCUCAAAGACCUGGAGACUGAGAUCGCUCAGGUGGACCAGAUGAUGGAGGAGAUGGAGAUGAAGGUCCAGGUGGCCCCGUGGGCCGUGGAGGCGAAACAGGAAGCGGGCGCAGAGUUAAAAUCAACAGUCAGUGUUGGAAACUCGUCUGUCGGUGUGAUUUCAAUUUGCGAGGAGGAACCCAAAGAAACGGUGGAUGGAGAAACUGAUUUGAUGAAAGUAUUCGCAGGCAUCAUUUUCACGGCUGUUUUACUGAUUGCCGGGAUUCUGGGAUAUCUUGUGAUCAAUCUUUGAAUCAAGAUGCUCUCCAUAUUGGCCGGAGAUUGUGAUAUGUGUAUAAUUUCACCUUUCAGGAUGACAGUGGCUCAGGGCUUUAGAUUUUGUGUGUGAAUGUACAUGAAGACAACGAUAGAUACAUGUAGGGAUGUAUGUGUGAAGGCGUAUGAUGUCUUAAUGCGCUUGAUGUGGAGAUCACAUCACCUUGCCAACAUUUGGAUAGGAAGUAUUAAGAAAAUACAUCAGUGUUUGAAUGGAAUACCUAAAAGGUUAUUUGUCAGUUGGGUUGCAAAAUUCUGGGAAUAUUCAAGGCUGGAAACUUUCCUUUGGAAUUAAUGGGAAUCUAUGGGAAUAAUGGGAAUUCAAUGCAGUAUUAAACAACAAAAUUUCUACCCUGUUGCACAUUAUUCAGUCACAUGCACACAUCAUGUGUAUGUACUUGCAUUCUUCUAUAACAUGCACAGAUCAUUUCUUGAAUCCUGCACACAAAAUAAUGUCAAAAUGUCUAUCUUUGCAUGUAUUCACGUAAAUUACAUACAUUUGUUUAAAACGUCCUUGUGCUUUGUGUAAGCUAGUGUGCAACUACUUUAUACCGUUGUAAAGACUGACUGAGAAAACAUGUCUCUUAUGCUCAUCAAGCCUGGAUUUAUUUCAUAAAAAAAAGAUAAAUUAAGAUAAAAUAUUAGUUUUUUUUAUUUGUAUUACCUUGCAUGCAUGUCUGCUUAUGACCAAACAAGUUGUUUAUUUAUGUUUGCAUAUGAUAUACUUUAUAUACAUUUCCCAAAAUCUCCAAAUAAUUCCCAUAAAUUCCGGUUAAGUUUCCAAUAUUUCCAAAAUUCCCCAGAUUCCCAUGGAAAGUUUCCAGAUAUUUGCCUGAAACUUUCUGCCCCUUUGCAACCCUAUUUGUCAGUGUGUAUGGUUCCUUUAACAUACAGAGAACAUUUAUGUUGCACAAUAUGGUUUGUAGUAAAGAAAAA
Misgurnus anguillicaudatus (oriental weatherfish) is the source of this 2680-nucleotide messenger RNA. RefSeq names its product regulator of G-protein signaling 9-binding protein. NCBI's taxonomy places the organism in Eukaryota, Metazoa, Chordata, Actinopteri, Cypriniformes, Cobitidae. The record is from RefSeq and is a predicted model, not a curated record.